Molecule: messenger RNA, 1899 nt
Organism: Symbiodinium necroappetens
Lineage: Eukaryota; Dinophyceae; Suessiales; Symbiodiniaceae
Source: the annotation of a GenBank genome assembly
AUGGACCAUAGUGAGAUCGGAACUCCGUGGCGGCCAGAUUUGACAGCGACCCCGCUGAUGAAGGAGCUCGCGGAGGCUCUCAAGUCGGAGCUCAAGACGAACGCCAAGGUGACGAUCCCGUUCAAGAUGUUGGACGCUCUCGAGGAUCACGACGCCGACGAGCCAGGCGCGCCCGUACACGGGACGGAGCUGAUGACGAUCGGGAAGUAUGCCGAGGCAGGGGUGGUCAAGAGCUUUGCGGCAAUCUACGUGGAGGACAAGGGCUACACCCAGUGGAUCAGAAAGUUCGUGACGACGACGAAGCCGAACUCAAAGGGCCAGGCACAGACGACACCCAUGAUGAAGAUGCUGCCGAUCGAGAAUCCCAUGUACAUCGACCCCGCGAAGAGCAAGAACAAGGCAUCGAGGGCAAAGAUGCAAGCCUCCACUUCCAACGAUGGCUAUGACUGGAUCGUCAGUCAUGAGAGCCAGCAAAACUGGCAUAUGAGCGGGGCGGAUCCGGAUGGCAUUUCUUCUGUGCUAACUAGGAGUGAGAAGCAGCUGCGGAGGGUCGGAUUGGGGUUGAUUGGUGAUAGGAUGUUUGUGUGCACCAUGCCCCGGCAAUUGCGUGACAUGUGCGUAGGCAUGUGCCAGGACAGCAGUGGCGGCUUGUUUGCGAUUGAAUUAGAUUUGCAGACCAUGUGGAUCACCAAACGUGCUCAGGUGCUGGAGAGAGUGAAGAAAGCGGAGAGUGAGAAGGAAAGCGAAAGUGACAUGAAGAAGUGUCAUGAGAAUCUUGGUCAUCCUUCACGUGCGCGCAUGAGCAUGCUUGUGAUGAAGGCACACAAUGUUGUCACCAAGAUUCGACGGGCUACGGAGUUCAAUCAGCAAAUGUGCGUGACUUUCGAAAUCAUGGUGCGGGGAAGCAAGCUGUAUUUCCUGAACAUCGUGGAUGAAGGGACGUCGUAUCAGUUGUGUGUUCCGUUGUGGAAGGAAGGAAACAGGUUCGGAAUGCGCAUCGCAAGGCAUGGAAACGAUGGGCUGGAUCACCAACACGGGUGUUCACUGACGGUGGGCCAGAGUUUGAAGCUGAGCAAGGGGCAAGCCUUGACGGCAGCUUUGGCGAUAAAGCUGCAGCCCAUGCUCCAUGGCAAAACGGGCUUGCAGAACGUCGAGGCGGAGUUUGGGUUGGUGCAGGGUGAGUCCAUCUUUGACAAGCGGAUGGCCUCAGGCAUGAGAGAGAGGGCCAUUUGUGGCCGGGUGAGUGCCAGAGGUGCAGGCACACAUGACUUGUCCCAGCAGGAGCGACCUCCAGCAGCAUGGAAUGUCGAUAAUGAUGUGUCUGAUGAGGUGCCAAGGAUAGCCGAAGCACCGGCGCAUGUUGCUGCUGGUGUGGAUGCAGGAGAUACGGUGAUGGAGGAGGCUGAGCCAGGAGUUGCGAGACAGGAAGGAGCAGAGGAGCUUUUGAGCGUGAGCGUGCAGCCAGCUGUGGACGCAGGAAGUGACUCGCCGAAAAAGACGUUGCGUGUUGACAAUGUGGUGAUCAAGCUCACUCAAGCCCUGAGUCUUGAUGGUGUAAGGGAGUGGAAGAAGCUCCUGGACAGCGAUGCAAUUGUCGUUCACAAAAGAAGGCAGGCGGAAGGUGCGAAUCACUUGGACACGUCAGGACUUAAAGCUGGAUGGUGUAUCAGAGGGUACCUGGAUCCCGCCCUUCUUGAGUUGGACACGAUUGCACCUACGUUGGAGUUGCAGAUUGCCGACGUGGAAGGAGCAUUCUUGAGAGGCGACAAGCUGGAUGCUUCACGUGGAAGGUUGUUCAUUGAUAUGCCGCGUGGUGGUGUUGAGGGUUAUGAUGACGACGGCGUGAUCGAGGCCAUCAAGACGGUGUAUGGUCUGGCAGAUGCACCUAAGGCCUGGUGA